Molecule: messenger RNA, 687 nt
Organism: Colletotrichum truncatum
Lineage: Eukaryota; Fungi; Ascomycota; Sordariomycetes; Glomerellales; Glomerellaceae
Product: complex I intermediate-associated protein 30
Biological process (GO): NADH dehydrogenase complex assembly
Source: RefSeq, a predicted model, not a curated record
AUGCCCGCUAUGGCCCCGGACUGGAAGUUGCUAUAUCUCUAUGGAGGUGACAGCCCUUGGGAUUCGAGUCUCUGGACCGACUCCGACGACCGGGUUCGAGGAGGUAAGAGCCAGUCUCAUUUGCACUGCGAGUCGCCAGAAAAAGCACAAUUCUUUGGUCACUUGGACAUUACUACCCUGGGAGGGGCCGGUUUUGCAUCCCAGAGAACUGUCGGCACGCUUCGUUUGGACCUGAGGCAGUAUGACGGUCUCGUCCUCAAGGUACUUAAAAGCGACUCGAAGAAGUACACACUCACCCUAAAGGACGAAAUUCUUCCCCCGAGGGAGGAUGGUCGUGACCAGAGCACCAUCAGCUGGGAGUAUGAUUUUAUCUCUGAAGCUGGGGAAGUGACCAUCCUCUGGGACAACUUCAAGCCCACCUACAGAGGCAAACCUAAGCCGGACGCCAAGCCCCUGGAUUUAUCCAAUAUUAAGAGGAUCAGUUUCAUGAUGCGAAGCUUCUUUGGAGAGCAACAGGGAGACUUCAACUUAACCAUUGCCCACUUGGCCGCCAUCAGUAACAGACCCACAUCUUCGGGAUCUGAGGUAUCAAUUAAGAAGGAUUAUGCCACUGGACAUACAGUUGCACCUAUCCCAGUUGUCCGGUCAUCUUGGUUCGGUUGGAUUUGCGGGUUGGGCAGACGAUAA